AUGCCUGAGAUAUUAAAACAAAUGUCCACAGUGAAGUUUCUAAAUUUUACGCCGCCCCAAGAGACCAUCUGAAACCCAGCCUUCACUCCUAGUGACUGUGAGGCUCACAGAGGAGAUUCUGGAGACCCACUUCCACCCCUCCAGAUUUUGUGGGAGGACGUGAUCUCUCUUGAGAGGGCAGAAGACGCAGGUUCUUUUCAUUUAAACACAAGGAGAUUUGUCAGUAAAGGCUGGAGAGAGUCUAUCUCCACACCUCCCUCUGGGGAGUGGAUACACAAGCAGUCUCCCGAGCUAGGUUCCUGCCUGGAGAGCUCACCUGGACAAUUCACCGCCUUAGACACCUGGGCUUCUCCUCCCCACCACGCUGUGCCUCAUUUCUGUCUUUGUGAAAUGGGGAAAACAACGGAUCUGCCUGAAUAUGGUGUUAAAGAGGAAAAUGGGUGAAUACAUAACCCCCCUUAGUAAACGUCAACAAUUUAUGACAUCAUUCUGUUAUUGGAACGCCGAACGCAUGAAGAGAAUGUGGCUCCAGCAUAAGAGACUUAACCAUGACAUUCGGAGAACACGGUUCCCUGUCUCUUCUUUCACAGGCGUUUGACUGUCCUCCUGAGCAUGAGUCAGAUUGGUGUGCUACAGAGCAGGAUGACUGAGAAAUGUCUUUAUAAUGGACCUCGAUUUAUUUUUCUGAUACAUCUUUGUGUAAGAAUGUGAAAACUGCCCCCCAAAUGGCCUCUGUUUAUUUACAUCUUGCUCCUCCUGAGAGCAGGCGACUCUGCAGGAAAAUGAGCUUCCCUUUGACAUUAGAACUCGGGAACCAGCUGGGUGGCUGUCAGGAGGAUUGGGGUCACAGGGAGGACCGCAGCCAAGGUCCUGCUUUUAGGGGAAGGCAAGUGAUACCUAUUCUCCACACAUGGCUGAGACACUUUGCCAGUAUGUCUUAAGCUGAGAAUUCGAAAUAUUUUCCUAGUUAUGCAGAAUAAUUCUCAAGGACAUCGUCAGAUUGGACCAGCUCUCAGAGCAUAAAAUAGAAAAUGUAAGCUAUUUAAUCACUUUUGUUAGAAGCAGUCUUAAGGACAAUUCAACAUGUGAGAGAAGACAGAUUUUAUGGGUUAUGUCUGUUUGAAAAUAGUAGCUCAAGGGAUGUGAAGAAGUUGGAGUUUAACUACUGUCAGUGGUCUUAGACACCUACAGGUAUUUCACAUGAGCUGGUGUUGCAGUUCUAGGUUUCUUCUGGGGAUGAGAAGGAAGUACAGGAAUUGGACAAUAAUCUAAGCUUCACUCACAGAGACUGUGCUUAUGAAGGUGACAGUACCUGGUGAAGAAAUCAGAAGUUGAUCUACUUGAAAUACCAGCUGCUUUGAGGCACUGGAGGCGGCUAGAGAGGAAUAUAUUCAGGGCUGAGCACUCCCGUCACACAGGCUUGCAGACUGCCUGCCCAGCUCCUCCAGGAACACGGGACUUCCAGACCACAUCCGGCCACCAUGAGUUCCCUCGGUGAAGCAGUCAUCCACCUUGCAAUCGAUCUGUUCCACCAGAUCAGAAAAUCAGAGAAGGAAAACAUCUUCCUGUCCCCUUUCAGUAUCUCGUCAGCCUUAGCCAUGACUUACUUAGGGGCCCGAGAAAACACCGCAUCAGAAAUGCAGAAGGUCCUUCACUUCAAUGAAAUCACAGAGAACCCAAGAGGAAGAGCUACAAGAAAUCUCGUUGAAAAGCCAGGAAAAGUUCAUCAUCACUUUCAAAAGCUUCUGAUGGAAUUAAAGAAAUCCACUGAUGCCUAUGAGCUGAGUGUUGCCAACAGGCUCUAUGGAGAAAAGGAGUUUCCAUUUCUCCAGGAAUACAUGGAUAAUGUUAAGAAAUUUUAUCUAGCCAGUGUGGAAUCUGCUGAUUUUAAAAAUGCUGCAGAGGAAAGUCGAAAGCUGAUUAACUCCUGGGUGGAGAGCCAAACCAAUGAAAAAAUCAAAGAUCUGUUUCCCGAAGACUCUCUCGACAGCUCUACUGCUCUGGUUCUGGUGAACGCCGUCUAUUUCAAAGGGCAGUGGAACCAGGAAUUUAACAAAGAAAAUACUGUGGAGGAAAAGUUUUGGUUGAACAAGGAUACAAGCAAACCUGUGCAGAUGAUGAAACAAGCCAAUCAUUUCAAUUUCGUGUCACUGGAAGACGUGCAAGCCAAGAUCCUGGAAAUCCCGUACAAAGGCGAAGAGCUAAGCAUGAUGGUGCUGCUGCCCAAUGAAGUAGAUGGUCUGCAGGAGCUUGAAGACCAGCUCUCUGCUCAGAACCUAAUAGAGUGGACGAGCCCACAGAAUAUGGGGAAGAGACAAGUGGAUUUAUACCUGCCUCGGUUUAAAGUGGAAGAGAGAUAUGACCUCGUGCCCACACUGCAAGCCCUGGGGAUGGUGGACGCCUUCCGUGAUGGGGUGGCUGAUUUCUCGGGCAUGACCGGGAGACGUGAUCUGGUGGUGUCGACGGUCGUCCACAAGUGCUUUGUGGAGGUGACCGAGGAGGGCACGGAGGCCGCAGCUGCUACCGGCGUAGAAAUUACUGUAAGAGCAGGAAGAAAUUCUGAGAGUUUCUGCUGCAAUCACCCUUUCCUGUUCCUCAUCAAGCACAUCAAGACCAACAGCAUCCUCUUCUGUGGCCGAGUCUCUUCCCCUUAGACGUCCUUGGCCAGCGGCCACACUCGGGGACAUUCACAGAGCUGUUCCUGGAGCUUGAAUGCUGAUGUAACAAUCUCCCUUGGAUUUAUUUUCCUUUCCAACCUUAUAGUCAUCUCUAAGAAUAUAAUCGCUGAAAGAGCAUGUCUGUCCUUCUCCCUCUUUCCACAAACACAUGUAAACCUACUCAUGGAAACUCCCAUUUGGACAAAAUGUUCAACAUAUGAUAAAAGGAUAUGUCAAUAUUAUAUCUUCACCUAACUUUGAAAUAAUAUAUCUGCUGUUUCAAAAAUCACAUCUACUAUUCAAGUCUACUCAGCUAGACCUCCACAUUUAUUUGCGUUUAAGUGAUAUGGGGGACGCUUACAAGCUGAAAAUGUUUGCUCUUAUUAAACAGGUGAUCAAUAAAACAGUACUUUUUCAGUUUA
Odocoileus virginianus texanus is the source of this 3079-nucleotide messenger RNA. Its product is annotated as serpin B3-like. Gene Ontology annotation, biological process: negative regulation of endopeptidase activity. Gene Ontology annotation, molecular function: serine-type endopeptidase inhibitor activity. Lineage: Eukaryota; Metazoa; Chordata; Mammalia; Artiodactyla; Cervidae. The record is from RefSeq and is a predicted model, not a curated record.